Molecule: messenger RNA, 16508 nt
Organism: Oncorhynchus masou masou (cherry salmon)
Lineage: Eukaryota; Metazoa; Chordata; Actinopteri; Salmoniformes; Salmonidae
Product: somatostatin receptor type 2-like
Exons: 3
Coding region: 600-1742 (380 amino acids)
Biological process (GO): cellular response to glucocorticoid stimulus; neuropeptide signaling pathway; cellular response to estradiol stimulus
Cellular component (GO): neuron projection; plasma membrane
Molecular function (GO): somatostatin receptor activity; neuropeptide binding
Source: RefSeq, a predicted model, not a curated record
AGUAUAGCGGAUCCGCAGCUCCAUCUGCAUGCAGAGACGAAACCUGAAGAAAACGCGCACUCAUCCAUCAUCCAAUUCCACUGAUCGCAGAAGUGAAUGUACCUCUCAUCUGAGCGCUGAACAGGCUGCGCUCUUCUUUGUGCCUCCUGCUAGAACAUAUUUCGCAUUAGCUCUGGCCACGGAUUCAGCGCCAGUGAGCUACUUUUGGAUACAUCAGUUAUUCAAAACUAUCUACAAAUGAUUUACACAAUUUUAUAUUGCUGAGGUAUUUCAAAGAAAAAUGUAAUAUAUACUAUAUUGCCUAUUUGACAUAUUAUACAUACCUGUUAUGUGGCAAUGACCGUCACCACUUUGGCGCACAAGAUACCACUGUGCGCAAUGGGAGAACAGUUGCAUUAUAUGUUAAGUGUAAGCCACAGGGCAGAAUGUUGCCUUCCGUUGGAUUUUCAGUGAUGGUCAGAAAACUCUUGGCUGAAAUUAAACCAUUCCAAAAUGGAUCUAAUGUGACGUUAAAGUUUACAAAUAAAGGUGGGAUGUGACACUAGUAUCCCCUAUCUCAACCCUGAAACAGACUCAACCCAGCCCUCCUCCCUGUCAGUAUGGAUCUCUGGCCUCUCCUACCAUCAUCCCCCAACCUCUCCCUCCCCGAGCCCCUGUACUAUGACAGCUACUUCCCAGGGAACGAGUCCGACCUGGGGUCCCGGAAUGACACUCCUGACGAGACCCAACAGGUCUUCGACAAGACCAGCUCCGUGGUUAUUACUUUCAUCUACUUCAUGGUCUGCGGCGUGGGCCUGACGGGCAACACCUUGGUGAUCUAUGUCAUCCUGCGCUACGCUAAGAUGAAAACAGUCACUAACAUUUACAUCCUGAACCUGGCCGUGGCUGACGUCCUCUGUAUGCUGAGCCUACCCUUUAUCGCCAUGCAGCUGGCCCUGGUCCACUGGCCCUUCGGCUCCGUGCUCUGCCGUCUGGUCAUGACCGUGGACUGUCUCAACCAGUUCACCAGCAUCUUCUGCCUCACGGUCAUGAGCAUCGACCGCUACCUGGCCGUGGUCCACCCCAUAAAGUCCACCAAGUGGCGGAAGCCACGCGUGGCUAAGAUCAUCAACCUGACCGUGUGGGGAGUGUCCCUGCUGGUCAACCUGCCAAUCAUGAUCUUCAGCGGUCUGAUGCCCAAUAAGAACGAGGCGUGGGUGUGUACCAUUGUGUGGCCAGAGCCUCAGGAGGCCUAUCAGACGGCCUUCAUGUUCUACACCUUCUUCCUGGGUUUCUUCCUGCCGCUCACCAUCAUCUGCCUCUGUUACCUGCUCAUCAUCGUCAAGGUGAAGUCGUCAGGCAUGCGCGUGGGCUCAACUAAGCGUAAGCGCUCGGAGAGGAAGGUGACCAGAAUGGUGUCAAUCGUAGUGGCCAUGUUCGUGCUCUGCUGGCUGCCCUUCUACGUGUUCAACGUCACCUCGGUGACGGGCACCAUCAACACCACGCCUGUCCUCAAGAGCACCUUUGAGUUUGUGGUGGUGCUGGGCUACGCCAACAGCUGUGCCAACCCCAUCCUGUACGCCUUCCUGUCGGACAACUUCAAGAAGAGCUUUCAGAACGUUCUGUGCUUGAAGAAGGUGGCGGGCCUGGAUGAGGCGGAGCGCAGCGAUAGCCGCAUGGAGCGGACGCGCAUGGUCAAAGACGUCACCGCCGAAACGCGCAACACAGCGCUGCUCAACGGCGAGCUGCAGACCAGUAUAUGACCUGUUUGCCAGAGUGUGUGAGACAGUGUUUGUGUGCGUGCUUGCUUGCAUGUGUACGCGUGUGUGUGUAUGCAGGUAUGAAAUCCGCAUAGUACUCGGUUCAUCUGAGGUGGCCGUGGGGCUGCUUGUGAGUAUCAUCACCCUGAACAGAUGGAUGGUCCUCUGCCCACUACCAGAGUGUAUGUGGACGAGUUAGAUAGACUAGUCAUAUUAACAUCACUCUCCUAUAAGCUGCUGGGCAGUGGCCCAGGCACCAAGAGGGUCCAUACUGUCUUUUACAACAUACCUGUCAAGAUCCGUCUUGGAAAACAGAGAAAAGAAGAUUGAUUUGAAGAAGACGAAAAAUAUGUCCUAUCAUGUUUCAUUGACAUGGAUUGAUUCAUACUGUCUUGAGAGCAGGAUAUAAGAGAAAGAACACCUUUGAUAAAGCAUCUUAUUUAUUGAUGAGGAAGAUGUUACUCACCAAGUCAGAUCCCCUUUGACUGAAGCUGGAGACUUUCGAAUUUUGCAUCCAGGAAGGUUGGAAAUCCUAUCUGACUGCCAUCGUGAAGCUUCUCUGACUUCAAACAAGACAAUCUCGUCUGGAUGUAUAUACAGUGCCUUCGGAAAGUAUUCACACCCCUUUACUUAUCCACAUUUUGUUGUGUUCCCGCACAAAUGUAAAAUGGGUUCAAUUGAGUGUGUGUCACUGGCCUACACACAAUACCCCAUAAUGUCAAAGUUUUAAAAAGUAUUCAACCCCUUUGUUAGGGCAAGCAUAAAAAAGUGCUUAACAAGUCACAUACAGUAAUACGUUGCGUGGACUCACUCUGUGUGCAAUAAUAGUGAUUAACAUAAUUUUUGAAUGACGACCUCAUCUCUGUGCCCCACACAUACAAUUAUCAGUAAGGUCCCUCAGUCAAGCAGUGAAUUUCAAACACAGAUUCAACCACAUUGACCAGUGAGGUUUUCCAAUGCCACACAAAGUAGGGCACCUAUUGAAUGGUUAAAAUAAAAACAAAGCAGAUAUUUCAUAUCCCUUUGAGCAUGUUGAAGUUAUUAAUUACACUUUGGACCGUGUAUCAAUAAACCCAGUCACUACAAAGAUACAGGCGCCCUGCCUAACUCAGUUGCCAGAGAGGAAGGAAACCGCUCAGAGAUUUCACCAUGAGGCCAAUGGUGACAUUAAAACAGUUACGGAGUUUAAUGCCUGUGAAAGGAGAAAACUGAGGAUCAACAACGUUGUACUGUAGUUACUCCACAAUACUAAACUAAUUGACAGACUGAAAAGAAGGAAGCUUGUACUGUUACGGUUUUCUGUAGGCGAAGGAGAGUCGGACCAAAAUGCAGCGUGUAGAUUGCGAUCCAUGUUUAAUCAACAAACGUAAACACGAAUCAAUACAAAACAAAGAACGUAAAUGAACGUAAUGAAAACCGAAACAGCCUAUACGAGUGUAAACUAACACAGCGACAGGAACAAGGACACUAAGGACAAUCACCCACGAAACACACAAAGAAUAUGGCUGCCUAAAUAUGGUUCCCAAUCAGAGACAACGAUAAUCACCUGACUGAUUGAGAACCGCCUCAGGCAGCCAUAGACUAACGCUAGACAUCCCACAAAACCCCAAGACAAAAACACACCACAAUAACCCAUGUCACACCCUGGCCUGACCGAAUAAAUGAAGAAUAAACAUAAUAUAUUUUGACCAGGGCGUGACAGAACCCCCCCUAAGGUGCGGACUCCCGGACGCACAUCAAAACAAUAGGGAGGGUCCGGGUGGGCGUCUGUCCAUGGUGGCGGCUCCGGCGCAGGACGUGGAACCCACUCUAUAAAUGUCUUAGUCCCCCCUCCUUGCGUCCUAGGAUAGUCCACCUUCGUCGCCGACCAUGGCCUAGUAGUCCUCACCCAGAACCCCACUGGACUUAGGGUCAGCUCGGGACUGAGGGGCAGCUCGGGACAGAGGGGUAGCUCGGGACAGAGGGGCAGCUCGGGACAGAGGGGCAGCUCGGGACAGGGGCAGCUCGGGACAGGGGCAGCUCAGCACUGAGGGGCAGCUCAGCACUGAGGGGCAGCUCAGCACUGAGAGGAAGCUCAGCACUGAGAGGAAGCUCAGGCAGGUAGUUGGCUCCGGCAGAUCCUGGCUGGCUGGCGGAUCUGGAAGAGUCUGGUUGACUGGCGGAUCUGGAAGAGUCUGGUUGACUGGCGGAUCUGGAAGAGUCUUCUUGACUGGCGGAUCUGGAAGAGUCUGGCUGACUGGCGGUUCCGGCAGAUCCUGGCUGACUGGCGGUUCCGGCAGAUCCUGGCAGACUGGCGGCACUGGGCAGACUGGCGGCGCAGGGCAGACUGGCGGCACUGGCGGCGCUGGGCAGACUGGUGGCUCCUUGCAGACUGGCAGCUCUGGCUGCUUCAUGCAGACUGGCCGCUCUGGCUGCUCCAUACAGACUGGCAGCUCUGGCUGCUUCAUGCAGACUGACAGUUCUGGCUGCUCCAUGCAGGCUGGCAGCUCUGGCUGCUCCAUGCAGGCUGGCAGCUCUGGCUGCGCUGAACAGGCGAGGCGCUCAGUAGGUCUGAUGCGUGGUGCUGGCACUGGUGGUACUGGGCCGAGGACACGCACAGGAAGCCUGGUGCGGGGAGCUGCCACCGGAGGGCUGGGGUGUGGAGGUGGUACUGGGUAGACCGGACUGUGCAGGCGCACUGGAGCUCUUGAGCACCGAGCCUGCCCAACUUUACCUGGCUCGAUGCCCACUCUAGCCCGGCCAAUACGAGGAGCUGGUAUAUACCGCACCGGGCUAUGCACCCGCACUGGGGACACCGUGCGCACCACUGCAUAACACGGUGCCUGCCCGGUCUAUCUAGCCCCCCGGUAAGCACAGGGAGUUUGCACAGGUCUCCUACCUGGCGUAGCCCUAUUCCCUGUGAGCCCCCCCCAAGAAAUUUUUGGGGCUGACUCUCGGGCUUCCUUGCCAACCGUGUUCCCUCAUAUCAACGGCUCCUCUCUCCGGCUGCCUCUGCUCUCCUAAGUACCUCCACCUGUUCCCAUGGGAGGCAAUCUCUUCCAGCCAGUAUCUCCUCCCAAGUGUAACAACCUUUGCCAUCCAAAACGUCUUCCCAUGUCCAUUCCUCCUUUCGCUGUACCUGCCUGUUAACACGCUGCUUGGUCCAUUUGCGGUGGGUGAUUCUGUUACGGUUUUCUGUAGGCGAAGGAGAGUCGGACCAAAAUGCAGCGUGUAGAUUGCGAUCCAUGUUUAAUCAACAAACGUAAGCACGAAUCAAUACAAAACAAAGAACGUAAAUGAACGUAACGAAAACCGAAACAGCCUAUACGAGUGUAAACUAACACAGCGACAGGAACAAGGACACUAAGGACAGUCACCCACGAAACACACAAAGAAUAUGGCUGCCUAAAUAUGGUUCCCAAUCAGAGACAACGAUAAUCACCUGACUGAUUGAGAACCGCCUCAGGCAGCCAUAGACUAACGCUAGACAUCCCACAAAACCCCUAGACAAAAACACACCACAAUAACCCAUGUCACACCCUGGCCUGACCGAAUAAAUGAAUAAAUAAAUAAUAAAUAAAUAAUAUAUUUCGACCAGGGCGUGACAUGUACAUAAUAAAAAUAUUCCAAAACAUGCAUCCUGUUUUGCAAAAAGGCACUAAUGUAAAACUGCAAAGAAAUGUGGCAAAGAAAUUAACUUUAUGUCUUGAAUACAAAGCAUUAUGUUUGGGGCAAAUCCAAUACUACACAUCACUGAGUACCACUAUUCAUAUUUUCACGCAUGGUGUUGGCUGCAUCAUGUUAUGGGUAUGCUUGUCAUAAGCAAGGACAAGGGAGUUUUUUAGAAUAAAAAGAAACAGGAUAGAGCUAAGCACAUGGAAAAUCCUAGAGGAAAACUUAGUUCAGUCUGCUUUCCAACAGACACUGGGAGACAAAUUCACCCUUCAGAAGGACAAUAUCCUAAAAUACCAAAUAACAAUAACCUAAAAUAGGACAAUAACCUAAAAUACCAAAAUAACCUAAAAUACCAAAUACACACUGAAGUUGCUUACCAAGAUUACAUUGAAUGUUCCUGAGUGGCCUAGUUACAGUUUUGACUUAAAUCGGCUUGAAAAUCUAUGGCAAGACUUGAAAAUGGCUGUCUGGCAAUGAUCAAGAACCAACUUGACAGAGCUUGAAUAAUUUUUAAAAGAAUAAUGUGUAAAUAUUGUACAAUCCAGGUGUGCAAAGCUCAUAGAGACUUACCCAGAAAGACUCAAAGCUGUAAUCCCUGCCAAAAGUGAUUCUAACAUGUAUUGACUCAGGGGUGUGAAUACUUAUGUAAAUGAGAUAUUUCUGUAUUUAACUUUCAAUCCAUAUGUAAACAUUUCUGAAAAUGUCUUCACUUUGUCAUUACUCAGUUUUGUGUGAAGAUGGGUGAGAAAAAAACAUAUAUUUAAUACAUUCUGAAUUGUAACACAGGUUGUAACACAACAAAAUGAAGAAUAAGUCAAAGGGUAUGAAUACUUUCUGAAGGCGCUGUAGACAUGUGACGUUUUCUGUGACGUGUGUUUGCUCUCCUUGUAAAAACCCAGUUCAGUUUCGAUCACACACUAUGUUUACUGCGCCUUGUUACUACCGUUCAUCUGUAGGAAGUCAUUACUCUCUGAUUUAUAUUUGGCUCAGACCUUAGAUGCUAGCACAGCCAAUGACGGGCAGAAUAAGAGAGCAUGAUGUGAAUGAGAGAGUGGAGUGGUAACAGCAAUGAAAAGAAUAGCUUAUUAUCGGUUUAUUGCUCUUUUUUCCCUUUGCUUCUUCAAUUUAUUUAUAGAAUUUCAGAAUACGAGAACAGAAAAACAGUACAACAUCCCCAACCCCUAUCCACCCACUCACCCACACCUACCUCCCACCCAUCCCUACCUCCCACCCAUCCCACCCACCCACCAAGGUAUCAUACAAGGUUAUCACAGAAAAUUAAAUUAAAUAGGACCAAAACGUUAACAGUAAUAGAAACAAAAACAAUGGAAAAAGUGACAUCAAAUUCAUAAUUAUAGUUGAAUCUUAUCAGCACAACAUGUGGCCACUAGAACAGACAUGACUGCUUACUAAAAUAAACAAGUGACACUGUGUAAAAGACAGGCUCUCCACCUAUUGUAUGAAUGGAGACCAGGUUGAGUCUAACUUUUGUCGAGACCCAAGCACAGUGUACCUAAUCUUUAUUCAGAGGCAGAGAUGACAUUAACUCCUUAACCCACUGCAUGAGGAGGGCGGCUUUGCAGGCUUCCAGUGAAAGAGGACAAGGUGGCGCGCCAGCAGCGAGGCCAAUGCUUUUGCAUUCGUGUGAUGCUUGGUAACAUUCUGAUCAAGGGGAAGCACUCCAAAAAUAGCAUUGAAUGGGUUGGGGCUAAUAGUUGUAUUACACAGGUGGAAAUGCCUCAAAAAUGGGGUCCCCAGAAGCCUACACAAAGAUUGGCAUGACCAAACCAUGUGUCCCCACAGUCAUUGGACUAUGGUGUCAUCUCAAACACUUCGGGGUCAACAUUUGGAUAUAUGUUUGCCAAUCUGUCAUUUGAGUAAUGGAGACGGUGCAAAACUUUGAACUGAAUGAACCUGUGCCUCAUGCAAAAUGAUGAGGUGUGGAUACGCUCAAUGAUGUGUUGCCCAGGAAGGCGGAUUAACAUUCUGUAGUAUGUCGUAUUAUCUGGAGAUUGUGCCCUUCAGAUAGGGGUUAAGAUCUAAGCACUUCUCGACUGGACACUUAGCGGGGUCGACUGGAAAUGAAGGGAACGUUUUUUUUAGCAAAGCUGUGAGUUUACAGGUACCUAAAAAAGUGGGUGUUGGGGAAUAUUAUGGUCAACCCUCAGAGUUUUGAAUGAGCCGAUGUGUCAAUCUGCGAUGCCCGGUAGACAUGAUUAGAUGUGAAUGGGGAAAAAGAAGCACUUUGGUUGUUAAAGACAAUUUCAUAAUUGGGACCAGAUUUCUUAGGUUCUUGACAAUGAGAUUCAAAACAUGGGUGCCAAGGUUCAUGGGCAGUGGGGAGCACAGGAACGAGACAGGAGUAGUUGGAAGGCUUGACUGUAUCUCCAUGAAAGCCCAAAUUGGACCAUCCUUGUUUUGAAAUGUCGAAACCAAAUAAACACAUUUAAUUAUGUAUACCACUACCAGUGGUAGUGUAAAUAAUUGGAAAGGCCCAGCCCACCUGCAGGUUUUGGUCUCUCUAGAUAUAUCUUUCUCAUUUGUGGAUUUUACUUACUCCCAAACCGUGUCAGAUUGCAUCACAUCCUAUCCUUGUCAAUGUAAUAGUGUUGAAAUAAGACAGGCAGGACUGAUCCCUUCUGUUCGUGAACCUUUCACCUCACACAUGCAAAAGCACACACACACACAGUCUCUGACAUGGGCGGUUCAUAUAGCUAUUGUAUACAGUUCAUAAUCUGGUAUAACAUUUUCCCACUGUCUUGGGGCCAAUCUUGUUGAUACUCAGCAGAAUGAGUUGUGUGUCAGCAUCAAUUCUAUGCUUUCAGAGUGACGCUGAUGUUUUCUGAAUGAACAGCAUUGCAUCAUGGAGUGAUGAUACCUAGCCAAAGGAGUGGGGGAGCUAUAGCUGCAGUGUUUUGGUUGGUAGAGAGAUGGGUGGGCUUCAAUACCACAGUCCAAGGGCAACGUUGUUAUCUCUCCAAUGUGUACGGAUAGGGAAUCCAUGGUUAUGUGUUUGUGUGUUUGUGUGUGUGUGUGUGUGUGUGUGCCUGUGUACUUGCCUGCCUUCCUGUGUGUGUGUGUGUGUGUGUGUAUGUGUUUAAGUGUGUAUCUCAUGUAUUUUCUCUGGAAGGCCUUAACGUGUUAGCGUGUGUGUGAGCCACAAAUUUCACAGCCCAUUAAAGUGGUGAAAUCAGGCGUUGUAAUUAGCAUCAUUAUGCCAGAGGCGCGAGAACGCUCUCGCUCAUGUACAGUAGGUUAUCUGGCCUGUAGAUAGAUUUAACCCAAGAGGAUGAGGGUUUAGUAUAGCACACGGAAGGAUGGAACCUAAGCCUUCUCUCUAUGUGUUGUUCAUUUGUGAAGGGCUAUAACGUGCUAACCUUUGGGUGCACUGUUCAAAAUGAACUGUCUAUAAAUAGUUGAAUCCCUACCUUGUUCCUACACACACACACACACACACACACACACACACACACACACACACACACACACACACACACACACACACACACACACACACACACACACACACACACACACACACACAGUUCCAGACACAUUGAGGAGAACAAGUGAUGAGUUCACAACCAUUAGGAUUCUCCGUUACCAAUGCUUGCUCCUGUUACAGGGGAGCAGGGGGUCUUAAAUGAGAACAAGGAGGACAGAUAUAAGAUAUGAGGUCAUAUAUCCAUCUACAGUAAGCACUAUUGUCCUCUAAGUGGGAGCAAUCUUUCUCUCUUGGUCGCUUGCUUUCCUUCAGCUUGCAAACAGUAAGCGCCGUGUAAAAUGUUGUUAAUGAUGUGUCAUAAUGUGUUUAUUGUCACGUGUGAGUUCUCAGAUGGAUUAUAGUUUAUUGGACAGUAAUUAUACUGCACUUUCGUAAUACAGAGCAAUGUGUGUGUGUGUGUGUUUAUGCGUGUGUGUGUGUGGGACUGCCGCUUGAUAUCACUCACCCUUUCUGUUAACCAUAACUCACGAUUAGGGUAUGUACAAAACACUGUGUCAAUGUGCACAUAUUUAUCUAUCUAGUCUAUUCAUUACUACGUAUCAGUUGUGCUAGUGUUACGUUAAAAUCGACUUAAUUAGUUAAGGAAGCGCCCAGUGAACGCUCCUGAACCUUAAACAAGCAUUAUAUUAUAGAUGGUCGUCUGGAGAGAUGACAUAUAUACAAUUCAUUUAUGUAAAGAUUACUAACUGAACAAAGUAGCCACAGAGAGUUAGAGGAAGGGGUCGAACAUGGUCAUACACUGUACUCAAAUACAGUCUUUUCCAUUAUGUAAACAGGAUGUUAAUGUUUAAAAGAAACCGCAAAAUGCAGAGGUCAAACCAUACCAUCCCCUCCAUCAUGUCAAGUGUCUAUCUCUCAGGUUCAAGUGUCACAAGUGGUUGAACUCUAAACGAUACAGGGGUACUAUACUAUUGAAUGUCAGUGAAAUGAAGGAGCAGUACUCAUCAUCAGACCAACAGUAUUCUUCUCACAGUGUUUUUCUCAAUAUCAGCUGCUCUUCUUGCGCUCCGAGGUGCAGUGCAGUAGCCUGAUCCAAGAUCUGUUUGUGCUCUUGCCAACUCCACCGCUGUCAUUGUCAAACAAAACAUGUCUGGCCUGGCAACGAGUGACAAGGAGUUGGCAUGAUAGCAUAAACAGACUGGCACUCAGGCUAACAAAUGCAGUUGAAUACAGAGCAUAUCCCUGCUCAGCAAGUGAAAUUAUUACAUGUAGGCAUUGUGAUUGUUGUGAUAAAGAGUCUUUUUUAAUGUAGUUAUAAUAAAUAAUAAUAAUAAUACAUUUAAUUGAUAAUGUGCUUCUUGAAAAACAUCCUCAAAUGUUAUAUGAGGUAGUCUACUGGGGCAAGAAAUAGUUGGGGUAUGUGGUCGUAAUUUACUGGGGUCAUAAUGUACUAACCAAAGACAGUUAUCAGGUACAAUGUACAGAACACUACAAUGUACUGCCAAAAUAAAGGAAACACUUGAGUAAAUGAGGGAUACAAAGUAUAUUGAAAGCAAGUGCUUCCACACAGGUGUGGUUCCUGAGUUAAUUAAGCAAUUCAAAUCCAUGCUUAGAGUCAUGUAUAAAAAUGCCCAGUUCCAUUUUAGAGAUCUCAGUGGUCUAGAAAUCUCAGUGACUUUGAGAGAGGGGUCUCAAAUGAGCAAGUCAAAUCUAAUUUGAUUUGUCACAUAUGCCGAAAUCAACAGGUGUAGAUCUUACCGUGAAACGCUUACUUACAAGCCCUUAAUCGAGUUAAGAAAACAUUUACUAAAUAAACUAAUGUGAAAAAUGUAAUAAUAAAAACACAAUAAAAACACAAUAAAAUAACAAUAACAAGGCUAUAUAAAGGGGGUACCGGUACCGAGUCAAUGUGAGAGGGUACAGGUUAGUCAAGGUAAUUUUUACCUGUCGGUAGGUGUAAAGUGACUAUGCAUAAAUAAUAAACAGUGAGUAGCAGCAGUGUAAUUAGUCCGGGUGGCCAUUUGAUUAAUUGUUCAGCAGUGGCCUGGGGGUUGAAGUUGUUAAGGACCCUUUUGGACCUAGACUUGGUGCUCCGGUACCGCUUGCCAUGCGGUAUAGCAGAGAGAACAGUUCAUGACUUGGGUGACUGGAGUCUUUGACAAUUUUUUGGGCCUUCCUCUGACAGUAAAUAGGUCCUGGAUGGCAGGGAGCUUGGCCCCAGUGAUGUACUGGGCCGUACGCACUACCCUCUGUAGCGCCUUACCGAGCAGUUGUCAUACCAGGCGGUGAUGCAACCCAUCAGGAUGCUCUCGAUGUAGCAGAUGUAGAACUUUUUGAGGAUCUGGUGACCCAUGCCAAAUCUUUUCAGUCUUCUGAGAGGGAAAAGGUGUUGUUAUGCCCCCUUCACAACUUCACAACUUGGCAUGUUUGGACCAAGAUUGUUUGUUGGUGAUGUGGACACCAAGGAACUUGAAACUCAACCCUCUUCACUACAGCCCCAUCGAUGUGAAAGGGGGCGUGUUCGGCGCAUCUUUUCCUGUAGUCCAGGAUCAGCUCUUUUGUCUUGCUCAUGUUGAGGAAGAGGCUGUUGUCCUGGCACCACACUGCCAGGUCUCUGACCUCCUCCCUAUAGGCUGUCUCAUUGUUGUCGGUGAUCUGUUGUGUCUACAGCAAACUUAAUGAUGGUGUUGGAGUCGUGCUUGGCCACGCAGUCGUGGGUGAAGAGUGAGUACAGGAGGGGACUAAGUACCCACCCCUGAGGGGCCUCCGUGUUGAGGAUCCGCGUGGCUUAUGUUUUGUUGCCUACCCUUACCACCUGGGGGCGGCCCGUCAGGAAGUUCAGGAUCCAGUUGCAGAGGGAGGUGUUUAGUGCCAGGGUCCUUAGCUUAGUGAUGAGCUUUGUGGGCACUAUGGUGUUGAUCGCUGAGCUAUAGUCAAUGAACAGCAUUCCAGCUACACCAAUGUGUCGGAGGAAACACCGUACACCUGGUGACAGUGUCAGUGUGCAUGCGCCCGGCCCGCCACAGGAGUCGGUAGAGCGCGAUGGGACAAGGAGAUCCCUGCCGCCCAAAUCCUCCCCUAACCCGGAUGACGCUGGGCCAAUUGUGCGCCGCCCCAUUGGCUCGUGGUGGCCCAAUGCCCUAUUUAUACACGUUAUGUCGGUGUUUCCUUUAUUUUGGCAUCUUCUCUGACACUUUUACAGAUUGUUGUCUUUGAAACCCUGUACGUGUAAAAUGGUUGGUUAGUUUUAUUUGAGAGUUUGCGUUAGCAGCAGUGGCACACAGUUAGCCUAUUAUUAGAAAGAUGUUUAGAGAUUAUGUUUUACUCCCAAUGGCCAUAGAAAUGGAGGAAUAUGUAUUUGAAUGUGUUGAGUUCAUAUUGAAUGGCUAAUACUAACUAGCUUUCCAUCCAAUUAGCGACAGAUUUUCAUGUGAAUAUUCAAAAAUCUGCAUAAAAAAAUUCCAAAGGAAAUGUGUUUCCAUCAAAUUGACUUGUGCGUAAAUGGCUGCAUGAUGACGUAAUGCACAAAAAAAAACUUUUGCGGUUAAAUUCCAUGUAUCCAUGUAGCAAAUAAAAAAUACAAGUUAAAUGGGUUUCCAUGGUAUUUACUGAUGUUUUUUUCACAAAAAAAUGUUGUAUAACUGUCACGUUCAUCAUAAGGAGUAGACCAAGAUGCAGCGUGGUAUGUUUCCAUCCUUUGUUUUGGAAUAGAAAACUUCAAAGAACAAAACAUCAAAGCGAACAAACAAACCGUGAAGCUAUAAUAAUGCUCACAGGCAACUAUACAUAGACAAGAUCCCACAAAGCACAAUGGGGAAAUGGCUACCUAAAUAUAUUCCCCAAUCAGAGACAACAAUAAACAGCUGCCUUUGAUUGAAACCAUACCAGACCAACAUAGACAUAUAAUUCCCCUAGAUAACCCACCCUUAAUCACACCCCGACCUAACCAACAUAGAGAAUAAACAGCUCUCUAUGGUCAGUGCGUGACAAUAACAAAUGUGUCCACUCUUGCCUUGGCACAUGAGCUCUAGCCAACACCUCGCACUCGUAGAUACAGUGCGGGUAGGCUACCUACUAUACACAAUGAGAUUAUUAUGAACAAAAUAACUAGAUUCUUUUUAUUUGUUAAACAGAAACCAAGGAUUGUUCAUCAUCUCACCAGAAUAAAACCCUCAAUAUUUAUUGGAAAUUAGCAUUAAGCUCAUCACCGUGCACUUUCACCACCCUGUGAAGUUCAUAAUAAUUGAUUUAAUUUGUAGCCUAAUAAACUGCAUACCUUCCCAGGUAGUAGUGGGAGGACCACACAAUAUCAUUGUGUGACUCCAAUUUACUUUGAAAUAAUUGUUAUUAUAUCAAUAUUUGCUCAUAAAAGCAUUUCCACCAUAAUUUCUCACAAAAUACAUUUUACCGACAUCAAAGAUUCCACCUUGUCUAGCGUAUUUUGUUUAGUCAACAUCUGGAAAGUUUACCGACAAAUUAGCAGUUUCCAUCAGGCCCCUCAUGAAAAGUUUUAUCUGACAUGUACUUUACUUGCAUGAAAAGGUUGGAAGGAAACCUGCCCACUGGGCACAGACAUCAGUUCAACACCUAGAUUUGAUUUACAUUUGGUUGAGUUGUCAUCUAAUGUGAAUUCAACAUGAAAUUAACAAAACAUUUCUCCAUGUCAUUGGAUUUAGAUAAAAAAAAAUGGUAAAAAAACAAACACAAAAUGGCUCUACGUUGAUGACUUUUUGCAAAUCCAAUCAGUUUUCCACGUUGAUUCAAUGUCAUCACAUAGAUUUUUGGGGUUGAAAUGCUGUGGAAACAAUGUUGAUUCAACCUGUAUUUGCCCAGUGGGUGGUUACUGUAACACGUAAAAUCUGGUUGAGAUAUCACCAAAAAUGUUACUAAAUGUCUCCCUCACAUGGUUCGUUUUUGAAAUUAUGUAAUGUGAUCGCCCCAAGGAUAUUAGCUAGAUAUAGAUAUACAAACUACUUUGCAAUGGUCAGACAAACCACUGUGGAUACACUGGAUAUACAGUAAGGUCCAUGAUUAUUGGACCCCUUGAUAAUACAAUUCCUCAGAGAAAGUGGAUUUUGUUUAACAAGUAAUAAAAAAUCCUUUAAAAAAGAUAUGGUUCUACAUUUUUAUCACCCAUGUUUUCUUAAUAUAACAUUCUUGCACCCUCCCCUUGCGAGGAUAACAAGGCUGAGCCUUUACAUUAAAAAUUAUAAUGAAAAAUAGGUUGGUGAACAUGUUAGGAAGGAUCUUACAGAAUCUUUCCAGAUCCAUGAUAUCCCUCGCCUGCUCUUAUAGACUGCCCUCUUCAAUUCGGCAGUGUAGCCUAGUGGUUAGAGCAUUGGACUAGUAACCAAAAGGUUGCAAGUUCAAAUCCCUGAGCUGACAAGGUACAAAAUCUGUUGUUCUGCCCCUGAACAGGCAGUUAACCCACUGUUCCUAGGCCGUCAUUGAAAAUAAGAAUUUGUUCUUAACUGACUUGCCUAGUAAAAAUAAAAAAAUUCAAACCACAGGUUUUCAAAGGGGUUCAAGUCUGGAGACUGAGAUAGCCAUUGUAAAAUGUUGAUUUUGUGGUAAAUUAAACAUUCCUUUGUGGAUUUUGAUUAGUGCUUGGAGUUAUUGUGUUGCUGGAAGAUCCAUUUGAGGCCAAAUGUCAGACUCGUGGCCGAGGUAACCAGGUUUUUGGCAAAAAAAUGUCUUGGUACUUGGUAAAGUUAAUGAUGUUGUUGACCCCAGGACUAGCGUCAUAAAACCAAAUUUUACCGUAAGUAUGAGUUACUUGUCUGCAUAUGCUUCUGUUAUUCAAUGCCAAACCCACCACUGGUGAGUGUGGCCAAAGAGCUACAGUGCCUUCGGAAAGUAUUCAGACCCCUUGACUUUUUCCAUAUUUUGAUAUGUUACAGCCUUACUCUAAAAUGGAUUUUAAAAAUAAAAAUCCUCAGCAAUCUACACACAAUACCCCAUAAUGACAGUGAAAACAGGUUUUAAUUUUUUUUGCUAAUUUAUUAAAAUGUAUUCAGACCCUUUGGUAUGGCACUCGAAAUUGAGCUCAGCCUCAUCCUGUUUCCGUUGAUAAUCCUUGAGAUGUUUCUACAACUUGGAGUCCACCUGUGGUAAAUUCCAUUGAUUGGACAUGAUUUGGAAAUGCACCAUGACCCUCAGGUCAAAGGAAUUGUCCAUAGAGUGCCGAGACCACCAAGAGUCUUCCUAGAGCUGGCCGCCUGUCCAAACUGAGCAAUCGGGAGAGAAGGGCCUUGGUUAGGGAGGUGACCAAGUACCCAAUGUUCACUCUGACAGAGCUCUAGAGUUCCUCUGUGGAGAUGAGAGAACCUUCCAGAAGGACAACUUUCUGAGCCACUCCUCAAUAAAAGGUACAUCACAACCUGCUUGGAGUUUGCCAAAAGGCACCUAAAGACUCUCAGAACCAUGAGAGCCAAGACUGGGAGACUAGUCAGGAUCGAGGCAAAGAUGAAUGGAGCAAAAUACAGAGAUCCUUGAUGAAAACCUGAUCCAGAGCUCUCAGGACCUCAGACUGGGGCGAAGGUUCACCUUCCAACAGGACAACAACCCUAAGCACACAGCCAAGACAAUGUAGGAGUGGCUUCAGGACAGGUUUCUGAAUGUCCUUGAGUGGCCUAGCCAGAGUCCGGAUUUUUUAUUUAUAUUUAACCUUUAUUUAACUAGGCAAACCUGAUUGAACAUCUCUGGAGAGACCUGAAAAUAGCUGUGCAGCAACGCUCCCCAUCCAACCUGACAGAGCUUGAGAGGAUCUGCAGAGAAGAAUGGGAGAAACUCCCCAAAUACAUUUGUGGCAAGCUUUUAGCGUCAUACCAAAGAGGACUCGAGGCUGUGAUCGCUGCCAAUGGCGCUUAACAAAGUACUGCUGAUUAAAGGGUCUGAAUACUUUUAUAAAUGUCAUUUUUAUUUGUAAUAAAUUAGCAAACAUUAAAAAAAAACGUUUUUGCUUUGUCAUUAUGGGAUAUUGUAGAUUGAUGUGGAGAAAAAACGAUUAGAAUAAAUCUGUAACGUAACAAAAUGUGGAAAAGUCGAGGGGUCUGAAUACAUUCCAAAGGCACUGCAUAUUUCAUGUUAUCUGCCCAUAGCACUGGCUAACGUUUGAUAAAUGGCAUUGGCACUUGGAUUGGAACCAGUGCUAUGUUCAUGUUUUUGACCCCUGUGUUUUUUGUUGUUGAUUUUUUUGUGGUAUAAACUUGUUCAACAAAAUCUCUUUAUCUGAGCAACUGUAAUAGCAUAGCAUAAUAGUGUUUCCCAUUUUUUGGAGCAUACAAUAUAGCUCAGUAUUUGUAAAAUGUAUUUUAUACAGUAUUUUUUGCUCAUCUUUAUCAAGCGUGCCCAUGAUUAUGGACCUGACUGUACUUACUCUGUUCGGCUUGAAGAAGGCUAUUUGUCCAUACAGCCAAACAAACAGACAUUAUGAGAUCCUAAAUGGUUUAUCUGAGAAUACCUGGGUUGAGAUCAUUUGUUCGAUUUCUUAUUGUGUUCAAAAUCCACUGUUGCAUAUAUGUUGGUUUCAUAUCAAAUGUCUGUUUUUUGUAAAUAUGUUGUUGCUACUGUUGUUGUUACUACUACUAAUACUACUACUACUUCUACUAUUACUACUACUAUUACUAUUGCUACUACUAUUUGCAAUUAAAACAGUUCCAUUUAAAAAA